Protopolystoma xenopodis is the source of this 444-nucleotide messenger RNA. Lineage: Eukaryota; Metazoa; Platyhelminthes; Monogenea; Polystomatidea; Polystomatidae. The record is from the annotation of a GenBank genome assembly.
AUGGGUACAGGACCGAAAAAGUCAAAGCGCGCCAGCUCCGGUCAGGCUGGGCCAAGCCGACCGGUUCAUACGAGUCCGGGCGUCAUUCGAUCCGUCGGUCCCCUUGACACUUCGGGCAGCUUCGAGCCCGGCCCGCCACGGCGUCGAACGCCGCUUCAGUCGGUCCCGUUCGAGUUGCCGCAUAGAGCAGCGACCAGCCUCACUCCCGAAGGUCAGAUGAGCCUCGUCAUGACGACCGACAGCCCCAGACGUCCGAGAGGCGUGUCUGCGGGGGCACUGCAUCCCGGCGGCGUGGACGAGACGGCCUACUCUGAGCGCGAGAUCAUCGAAAUGGUGCCAAGUGGCAGCGCCGGUGCUGGACGUCGUAGUCGUGGCGAUAGUCAGGGCUAUGCAGCUGCUCCCGAGGUGGGUCUGAAGGCUGUGGUUUGUGUUCCGUCGCCUUGA